This is a messenger RNA of Trematosphaeria pertusa, 958 nucleotides long. Its product is annotated as Trm112p-domain-containing protein. The transcript is spliced from 2 exons. Gene Ontology annotation, molecular function: protein heterodimerization activity. Gene Ontology annotation, biological process: peptidyl-glutamine methylation; rRNA (guanine-N7)-methylation; tRNA methylation. The record is from RefSeq and is a predicted model, not a curated record. Lineage: Eukaryota; Fungi; Ascomycota; Dothideomycetes; Pleosporales; Trematosphaeriaceae. Bases 166 to 636 code for a protein of 156 amino acids.
CCCACCUCAAGCUUCUUCUUCUUCCCAGUCCAUAACAUUUCGCUCUCUACAUUACCCACUGCCUCACUUGCUCAACGUCCUGCACUUCUACUCUCUCUUUCCCUCCACACCUCUCCCCCCUACAAACCCUCGCUUCCCUGCCGAAACCCUCCACCCACCGCAACAAUGAAACUCCUCACCCUCAACUUCCUCACCUGCGCCAUAAAAACGUGCAAAACAUCCCCUGCGUCCUUCCCACUGCACCCGCGCGACUGCGAGCUCGAAGUCGUCGAGUCCGAGAGCGUCAACCUGCCGUUCCUCAAAAACAUCCUGCCGCGCCUGAUGUGGGAUGAGCUGCGUGUGAUUGCGGAUGAGCUAGGAUUACCAGCCCUUCCCUCCACGCCGCCUACGCGCGACGACCUGGUCGAACCGUCCUCCUCCUCUACCACCACCAUUUCUCAUGCACAGAACGCUGGGAACGCAGCGGAAGGACAGCAGCAGGCAGAAGAAAAACCAAGCCAGACGGCCCGCGAUCUGCACCGCGUGCUGCUGGAGACGUGUAUCAAGGAGGGCAAGCUGGUGUGCGGGAACUGCGGGCACGAGUACAAGGUCAUGGAGGGGGUUGCGAAUUUCUUGCUGCCGGGGCAUUUGGUGUGAAUAGAUAUCGCAUGGGGUUGAUGGGAGAAAAUAGGACCGGAACAGGAGAGUAGAGGAAGGAUUUAUGAUGAUGGAUAUGAUAUGAUACCCUUUUCUUACUAGCAUAUGCGCGGAGCAAAAAGGAGUUUGGAAGGACAAUACGUUUGCUGUGAGUCAGAUUUGGCUGGCUGGCAAUUGCAGGGGGCAAAUGUGACAUAUCAUACGCGCACGGCAGUUUGACGGGCGUCAAAGGAUAAGAUGCAAUACUUUUCCAUGACUAGUGGUAUCUACCCAGCGCACACCCAAACGCCAAAGCCAUGCUGUCAUUCCACAGCCUCAAUAU